Molecule: messenger RNA, 3760 nt
Organism: Myripristis murdjan (pinecone soldierfish)
Lineage: Eukaryota; Metazoa; Chordata; Actinopteri; Holocentriformes; Holocentridae
Gene: mknk1
Product: MAPK interacting serine/threonine kinase 1
Exons: 14
Coding region: 50-1498 (482 amino acids)
Biological process (GO): protein phosphorylation
Molecular function (GO): protein kinase activity; ATP binding
Source: RefSeq, a predicted model, not a curated record
GCUGACUUCAGAUUUCGUCGCUGUUGCUCUUCAUGGACCCUGACAUCAGAUGGCAGAGGCUUUGACGGAGGGCUUUGGCCAGUUUGGAAACAGUUUCCAGUUGGCAGAUAUGGUGAGGCACAGCGUGAUGACCGAGCUGCAAGCCUUCCAGCACUCUCUCCAGGGCAGCUCCCUGGCUGUGGGCCAAGUAAGGGAUAGCUGUGAGGGAAUUCAGCAGAACGGAAUCGCCACAGAGGAGCGUCAGGGCCUCUCCCAGGGUCCAGCAGAGAUUGAGAAGAGCCAACCACUGAACAUCCCAGAUGCGGCUAAAAGGAGAAAGAAGAAGAGAACGAGAGCAACGGACAGCUUUACAGGCAGUUUUGAUGACCUGUAUAAGCUGACAGAUGAGGUGCUGGGUCAGGGGGCAUAUGCCAAAGUCCAAGGAUGCAUUAGCCUGCAGAACGGGAAGGAGUUUGCUGUCAAGAUCAUAGAGAAGAGUGCCGGCCACAGUCGCAGCCGAGUUUUCCGAGAAGUUGAGACACUUUACCAAUGUCAAGGAAACGGGAACAUUUUGGAACUGAUCCAGUUCUUUGAAGAUAGCUCCUGCUUUUACUUGGUAUUUGAGAAGUUGCGUGGAGGCUCCAUUUUUACACACAUCCAGAACCGGAAGUAUUUUGAUGAGCUGGAGGCUAGCAAAGUAGUCAGGGACAUUGCUCAGGCUCUUGAUUUCCUCCACACUAAAGGCAUUGCCCACAGAGACCUCAAGCCAGAGAACAUCCUUUGUGAAUACACUGAUCGUGUGUCUCCAGUAAAGAUCUGUGAUUUUGACCUUGGAAGUGGAGUGAAGCUCAGCAGCGCCUGUACGCCCAUAACGACUCCGGAGCUCACCACACCAUGUGGCUCAGCAGAGUACAUGGCUCCAGAGGUGGUGGAGGUCUUCACGGAUGAGGCCUCCUUCUAUGACAAGCGCUGUGACCUUUGGAGCCUCGGAGUCAUCUUGUACAUCCUGCUCAGCGGCAGCCCUCCCUUCACGGGUCACUGUGGCAGUGACUGUGGCUGGGACCGGGGAGAAACCUGCAAAACCUGCCAGAGUCACUUGUUUGAGAGCAUCCAGCAAGGCAAAUAUGAGUUUCCAGACAAAGACUGGGCUCACAUCUCAGAGGAGGCCAAGGACCUCAUAUCCAAGCUGCUGGUUCGAGAUGCCACUCUGCGCCUCAGCGCCGCUCAGGUCCUCAAGCACCCCUGGGUGCAGGGGAAUGCCCCAGAAAGAGGUCUUCCAACUCCUCAUGUUCUACAAAGGAACAGCAGCACCAAAGACCUCACCCAGUUUGCAGCCGAUGCUAUCGCCUUCAACCGGCAGCUGUCCCAGCACGAUGAGGAGCAGGAGGACGCUGGGACAGUCGUGUGCUCCAUGAGGCUUUCUCCACCCUCAAACUCCAGGCUGGCACGGAGACGAGCGCAGUCCAACGCCUUACGCACCGGGGACUUCAUGCCCGCUGCAGAGAACCUCUCAACCUGACCGGCCAGCACACAAACCUCAGAGUGCAGCAGCACUGUGAACGUACUGUUGUGUUUGUAUUCCCACUGGUGUCAGACUUUUGCAUCUCCAUCGUUCAUUCUUAUGAGUAGGUCUUGUAGGUUGAAGGAUAGAUACAAGUUGGCUUGGCAUGGCUGAAAUGAACACACACACACACACACACAAGAGUACACUUCUAUUUUCUCUGAAUGAUUUUAGCCUUUACCCUCUCCUUAUUUUUUCCCACAGGGACCCUCCCAGGAUUAUCCUCACAGUAUUAGAAAUGACUAAACUGUAGCUGUUGUCAGCCUAACUGCUGUGUAGCUUCUUAUACUGUGAUCCUGUUGUUCCAGCUCUGUCUCAUGGCCAGUAAUCUUAUCACCUAGAAACAGAGAGUUGGAGCUCUAAGGGGACACUUUAUCCUUAGCUGCCAUUUCCUUAUUGAAAAUACAGUUGAAUCUCCUGAGAUUUAGUAGUUUUGGGUUAGUUUUCUCAAUUUAAUACUGCAUAGAGUUUAUUCUUCUCUGUAAUAAUACAGCUUAUGAUGAGCCCAGUGCAGCGAAAACCUCUCUUUAUGCCAGCAGUUUAUUCAGCUAUCCUGUCGAUGCAUAUCAUUACCAGCAAAAGGCACUACAGUUACACAGCUGUCGCUGUCUUAAUGCAAUAUCUUUCUAUUUUAUAGAUUUUAUGUGUUGUUAAAACUGUGAACUGGUUUCCAUAUUUAAAUAAUAUUUAAUCAUUGCUUAGCCGCUUGAUGACUCAAGGGAUGGCCUCAUUUUUUUAUGAUUUUUUUUUUUUUUUUUUUUUAAGCCUGUCUUAACUGUAUGUGAUUUAAUGGGUGUGAAUGCAUGUUGGCUAAAAGGUAAAAAUGGACUACACUUAGAGGGAGUUAUCCAUCAAUUGUGGAAUCGGGCUUUCCCUCCAUAAACUUAGCUCUUGCAAGUCCAUCAUUAUUGAUUUCAUUCCUGUAAAGUUUUGAAACAACACAUGUAGAACUUAAGGAAAGCGCUGUAGGGAGAAUUGUGAAUGAACACUCGUUGAAGUUGGAGAGGUUCAGUGUUUGAUCAAAUUGUUUCGUAUUUCUUAUUUAGUUUCAAAUUGUUUCAUAGUUAUUAAAAAUCUCCAGCUUUCACUUCCAAACAAGCUACCUGUGGCACUGCUGUACUUUGAUAUAGGUCACUUACUUAGAGUUACCAUAAAGGUAGCACAAUAUAAUAUUGUAAAUGAUCAGUUUAGUUCAAAGACAUGAAUUCAGUACCUGAUAUUUAUUUUUGAAAGGAAUUUUAAAAACAGGCUAUCCUCAUUAGUACCAGCAUUACCUCAGAUUCCUCAGUUGCACCACGUCUUUGCACGUUUUGUACAGAUGCAAGGCCAUCCGGAAUAGACUUGCUUGAUCUCUCAAUAAGUGUCUUAUUGAUUUGAUAUCUCAGUGUACUGUCAGUCAGAACGAAUAUGAAAUGUGAGAAUUGCAUUUGUUUCAGGUUGUGUAUGAUAUAGUUUUUUGUUGGUUUUAAAUUUAAUGUGACCUAAAAGGGUUGUUGUGUAUAGUUCAUAUUGCGUUGAUGAUGAUAGGAUAGCGUAGUCCAUUCUGGGUUUAAAGGACCUAUUUUUAUAGCAGUAUUUGUAUGGAUUGUGUCGUUGGUUACGUAUACUUGGCUCUGUAAAUGUUCUGUUGAGAAGAAUGAUGGACAAGUUUGGUUUAGAUCAAGGUGCUGAUGACAGUUCGCCUCUGCAUUAGAUUUUUACUUUUUAAAGAAAUAUUUUACACUUUUUAUUUGUGAGAGUUUGACCGUUUUGCUCAUUGAAGAGCCCUUAUGUUUUAAUGGGGUCACUGAUGGGAGUCUAGCACUUAUUUCCCCUUACCCUAUUAACUUUGUAUGUUGCCCACUAAUGUAAACUGCACGUCCCCAGAUUUCACACUGUUGCCAUGGACACACCAUCCCUAUAGCAACUAAGGGCCUUCACAGGCUGGUAGGAAUUGAUCGAGAUCUGCUCUGGGAGAGUGCACACAUUAGGAAACAACCAUUUGCUAUGUUAAAGCCCUCUUACUCCCAUUAUGAAUCAUCAAAGUACUUGUUUGUUUUUCCCUAAACUGUAAUGGCAUUGGAUGAGAUACAGUAAUUGGUAUGCAAUUAUGGAAUCCCAUGAGAUAAUUUGUCAAUGCUCAUACGGGGUCCUAUGCAUAAUGCUCUCAAUGUAGAGUAUACUCACAUUAUAUUUUCACUGGUAUGCUGUGUUCUCAAUAAAAAAAAGAAAAAAAAAAUU